Macrosiphum euphorbiae (potato aphid) is the source of this 1245-nucleotide messenger RNA. Lineage: Eukaryota; Metazoa; Arthropoda; Insecta; Hemiptera; Aphididae. The record is from the annotation of a GenBank genome assembly.
AUGUCAGAUGCCGAAGGCAACAGUGGUGGCAUGGUCCCGGCAGGCGGCGGCCAGAAGCGCGGCCCACCAUCGCCGGUUGCGCAAAGCUCUAAGCAGCCGAGAACGGUAUAUAAGGCAAUUGAUCAUAGAGAAUUCAACGACCUCUUAGGAUGGCUUGAGCAAACGGUCAUACAAGAGAAAGGAAAGAAGUUAGGAGUCCAAGUCUCAGAAAAAAUGUUGAGCAAACUUGCUAGGCUCAGAGUUGUCACGACCGGCCUCGCACACGAUAACAGCAAGUUACAAGGGGAACUCAAGGGUAAAGAGGAUACCCAGAGGAUGAGCCUCACAUGCUUUAUCGACAAGCUUGACGCAAAGAACGCUGAAGCUAACAGCCUGAAGGCGGAGUUGGAAACGCUUAGAAAGGCAGGACCGGCGCCUAGCAAAGAACCCGUCCCUAGACCAACAUAUGCCGAUAAAGUUGCGAGCGCACCGAAAGCCGCGGUCGCUACAGCACCUAAGACCAAAAAAGCAAACGAAAAAGAGCAGCUAAAACGGAGUAGAAAGGUCAAAGCAACGUCGCGCUUCAUGGUAGAAAUACCAAAUGACAUGACCGUGGCCAACGCGAAAGCAGGAUUAUGGGAGACAGUUAGAACAAAACUUAAGAACCCUAGAGCAAAGACCAUCGUAAGCGGAAAGUCACUAAUUAUCAUACCGGACGACGCUAACACGUUGGAGGUGACGAAGGACCUCGAACAGGCGAUAGAGAUUAGCCCGAGAAAGCCGCGGAUUAUUUUAUAUGACGUCGAAAGCGGGAUAACAGCGGAAGAGCUAGCUGAGUGCCUCCUGGGUCAAAACACUGAACUCGGACUGACCGCUGAAGAUGUGGGGUGUAUGACACCAUUGCACAAACUGGGGCCCCGAGACGGCCAUGUCGUCCAUUGGGUAAUCGAAGCACCAGCGAACGUAGUGUUAAAAUUGGAAAACAGGUCCAUAUAUAUUGGAAUGACCCGCUGUCGGUGCAAGGUGCACAGCUCUACCCCACAGUGCUACAAUUGUCAGCAAUAUGGUCAUACGUCGCUGAGGUGCGAACAGAAGGUUCCUACAUGCAGACACUGUGCAGGCGCCCAUGACUCCCGCGAGUGCAAAGACGAAGCGGUGAUGUGCGCGAAUUGUAAAGGGCCGCACAAAGCGUCCAGUGCAACAUGCAGGGCCAGGACUCAGGCAGAACGUAGCCUUUUAAGGCGAACGGACUUUGGCUCGCAAUGA